ACCAACCCUACCUCUCUCUCUCUCUCUCUCUCUCUCACUUCUCUUCAAUCCAAAGCUAUACUUUCUAAAUGCUUGCAUUCUCAAUUCGACCCUAUAUAGCUAUGGCUAGUAGUAAAUGUGACCAGAAGAGAGUGUUAGUUUUGCUUGGGUUCUUUUGUAUGAUGAUUUUGUUUCAAGAAACAAUUGCUAUGGAGUUUCAAGUUGGGGGCAAGAAUGGGUGGUCUGUCCCUUCGGAUCCUACCGUGCAAAGCUACAAUCAAUGGGCUGAAAAAAGCCGUUUCCAAAUCGGAGAUUCGCUCCUUUUUGUUUACUCCCUGGAGAAGGACUCAGUGCUCCAAGUGACCAAGGAUGAUUACUCAAAUUGCAAUACUGGCUCACCAAUUGCUCCUCCAUUCAAAGAUGGGCACACUUCUUUUAAGUUCAAUCACUCAGGCCCUUACUAUUUCAUCAGCGGGGUCAAGGAAAACUGCCAAAAAAAUGAGAAGCUACUGGUGAUUGUAAUGGCCGACAGGACCGCCAAGUUGGCUGCUCCUCUCGCCUCGCCUCCCCUAGCGGCUUCUCCUCCUGCUCCGGCUACGACCUCGCCUCCUCCCCUCGCCGCUUCUCCUCCUGCUCCUGCUGGCCCCAACUCCAGUGCUCCUAUUCUUAGCCCAACCAUGGCUCCCACCACUGAGACUGAGUCCCCAAACAAAAAUGUUGCCAGUUUUUUGGCUGAGACAUUCCUAGGAUUGGCAGGGGCAAUUGGGUCAUCUAUACUUUUCCUUAUCUUUUAACCCCUCUCUCUUCCGUAUUUUGUUAAAUGAUUGUUUUUGAUGGGUGGUGAUGAGAAAUUGGUGUGAGAGUUUGUGGUUAUGGUUUGUAAGUGCCUUCUUUUUUUUUCUUACUUCCAUGUCUCCGGAUUUUACUCCUUGGAGGCCGCAUAGUAAUAAAUGUAUUUUGAUGUGUAGUAAUGAUUUGAUAAAUUUCUGCUAAUAUGUCACACACAUGUAUAUGAAAAAAGACGUUUGGUU
Molecule: messenger RNA, 1010 nt
Organism: Amborella trichopoda
Lineage: Eukaryota; Viridiplantae; Streptophyta; Magnoliopsida; Amborellales; Amborellaceae
Gene: ENODL9
Product: early nodulin-like protein 9
Cellular component (GO): plasma membrane
Molecular function (GO): electron transfer activity
Source: RefSeq, a predicted model, not a curated record